UAUUCGUAAAGCAUUGCUAACAUUAUUAUACCGACGACACCACCUCCCGCAUUAGCAUAAACAAGCAUAUCUUCUCGUUCUGCGACAGUUUUCGCUCGACAGUGCGCGACCCCUGCGUCAUCCGACAAGUUUUGCAGUUGUGAGCAAUGUACAACGGCAUCGGCUUGCAGACCCCAAGAGGGUCGGGAACGAAUGGGUAUAUCCAAAGCAACAAGUUCUUCGUAAAGCCCAAGACCGGGAAGGUCGAAACUAAGGGUUUCGAGGCUGGUCAGGGUACUGCGGGUGUUAAGAAGCCGAACAAGGAGAUCCUCGAGCAUGACAGGAAAAGGCAGAUACAGCUGAAGCUCGUGAUUCUAGAAGAGAAACUGAUCGACCAGGGAUACACCGAUGACGAGAUCGCUGAGAAGCUCGAGGAGGCAAGGAAAAACUUGGAGGCGUCUACAGCUUCGGAGGACAACGAUAACGCCGGAGGCGGCAUGAAGAUGGAGAAGAAGGUUUCAGACACACAAACUCACCAAAUUGCUGCGAGGAAAGAGAGACAGAUGGAGACAUUAAGAGCUGCACUUGGAAUUACUAGCGGUAAUGACACAUCUAAAGUUCAAGAACAAAAAGAGCCGGGUGAAAUAGUAGAAACAGAGUCUGAAAAGAGUGAUGAUGAAAAAGUGAAGGAAAGAAAAAAUGUUUAUGUAAAGGAGGACCAGGAACAACAGAGGGAUAAAUAUAAGAGUUCAGAACAGGAUAGAGAUAGAAGGGAGACACAGACAGCGGAAGAUACAAAAGCUGUAAAGGAUGUUGCAAAUGAGGGCAUGAAGAAGCUGGAAAAUAAGAAGAGUGAAAGUGGGAGGGAUAAAUAUUAUGACUCAAGACGCCAAAAGAAAUACGACAGAAAGAAAAAUUGCAAUAAUGAUUAUUCUGAUACAGAUAGCAGUGGAGGUGAGUCUGAUGGCAGUAGUAGGGAGAAGAGUCCAAAGAAGCGCUACAAAGGAAGAAGACAGGAUAGUGAUUCUGAUAGCAGUAGUGGGGAGAAGAGUCCAAAGUUUCACAAAGGGAAAAGACAUGAUAGUCAUUCUGAUAGCAUUAGUGGGGAGAGGAGUCCAACGAAAUGCAAGGGAAGAAGACAUGAUAGUGGUUCUGAUUCUGACAGUGGUGAUGUUGGACAAAGAAAUGCCAAAAAGGAAAUGGAAAAGCUUGUUAAUACUCGUAGGAGGCAUGAUUCUGAUGAUGAAUCCAGUUCAGAAUCUUCAGAUAGCAAUUUACAGAACCACAAAAGUCAAACAAGGAACCGACAAUUGAAAACAAGAGGAAGGCGUGAUUCUGAGGAUGAAUCUGAUACUGAUAGAGAAGGAGGAAGAAGAAAAAAUCAAAGAGAGAAACAGAGGAAUCACAGUCAUAGAAAUGAAGACAGUGACAGAGAUGACUUAAACACAAAAGAUAAGAGGAGGAACACCAAAAUUGAUGAUAAGAAAUAUGGAAACAGCAGGCAUGGACACAGAGUGGAUGAAGACAGUGACAGAGAUGACUUAAACACAAAAGAUAAGAGGAGGAAUACCAAAAUUGAUGAUAAGAAAUAUGGAAACAGCAGACAUGGGCACAGAGUGGAUGAUGAUUCUGAUCCUGACAAGUCGAGAAAAUUUUCGAAGGCAAAGAUUGAGAAACGUCAUGGAAGUAAAAGGCAUGACACUGAUGAAGAAGAUUCUGAUACUGGUGGGAGGAAUGCUAAGAAGCAUCUGGGAAGACACAAGGUAACCAAAAGAGGGGCAGAUUCCCCAACUGAUGACAGUGGGAGCAGCAGCAGUGAUAGUUCUGACUACAGCAGCAGCAACAGUGAUUCAGGUAGUGGUAGUGAUCACAUCCCUGAGGGAGCUAGAAAGAAGUCCAUUGAAGACAAGACCAGGAGGGUUUAUGAGGAUGACCUGAUUGGGAAAGGUUACAGAAAUGCUCCAAGAGGUGCUGCAGAAGAAAGGGGAUUCGGGUCUAGAGUCAUUCAGAGCAAUGAUGAAAGGAAAGAAAAGGGUGAUCGUUAUAGUGAUGAUGAUGAUCAUCAGGAGAGUGGAAGGGACAUAAUGGGGAAAUUGGAAAGAAAGAAGCAGUAUGAGUCAACCAGAGAUGGCAUUUUUGGGAGUCAUGACAUGAGAGGUAAAAGGAAAUUGGAAGAUGAGAACCAUGAUGACCAACCAGAAUUCAAGUCAAGAAACCGGAAUUUGGGAAAAAAGGUAGAAUCUCAGGAGCAGCUUAGAGAUGACAAAGUUGAAUUUGAUAUGGACAGAGAAUACAAGAGCAAGGAUGAUCAGAAGAGAGAAGAUUACUCCAGUCGCAAUAGAUUGGGGGAGAAAUGGUCAAAUAGAAGAUGGUACAAUGAUGAACAUGGAGAUAGGAAUUGUAGAAGGGAUGAAGAAGAACGUGGAAGUCGAAGACUUGGAAAGGGUGAAGAGAAAGAGCGCAAUCACAUAAAGUGUGAGAGAGAUGAAGAAGAAAAGCAUGGGGGCAGAAGGCAUGAGAGGGGGGAGAAAGAAGAGCAUGGGGGAAGAAGGCAUGGGAGAGAUGAUGAGGAGCAUGGGAGCAGAAAGCAUGAUAGAUAUGGGGAAGAGCAUGGGAGCAGAAAGCAUGAAGAGGAUGAAGACAACAAGCGUGAAAGCAGAAAGCAUAAAAGAGAUGAUGAACAAGAACGUAGUGGCAAAAGACAUGGAAGAGAUUAUGAACAUGGAAGUGGAAGGCAUGAGAUCUAUAGACAGAUAGAUGCCAAGAGGACCAGGUAUGAGGAUGAGUAUUGGUCAAGGGGGAAAAGUAAGUAUGAGAGUAGCAGUCUUGAUGAUGAUCGAUAUAGACGUCAAGGAUGAAAUGAAUUUCCGUUCAUGGAAUGAACUGCAAAUAUGGGAAGAAAUGAUAGCUGGAAUGGCUAGGAAAAGCUUCAUGGUGGGAGUGUAACUAGCCAGAUGGCUCGUGCAAAAGAUUUCGACCUUCUAAAUCUCGACUGCAAACUACACACAUCAUCAGGCAGAUACUUUCUGUUAUUUUGAGUUUUGACCCAUUUGAGACGGUAUGCCCAUUUCAUUUCUACGCUCACAGGGGGCACACUUGUACAUGAUCGUAUAUUUAGAACCUUGUUUGGCUCUCAGGUGCAACUUAGCUUGUGUAACUCUACUUUCAUGUCUAGUUUCGAAAUUCAUAAAUUUCAAGAUUUAAGACACCAAAGCUGUGGGUAUUUAUUCCAUAAAGGGCUAAUGAUGCUUCGAGCAGUUGAUCUCAUUCAA
Molecule: messenger RNA, 3251 nt
Organism: Nelumbo nucifera (sacred lotus)
Lineage: Eukaryota; Viridiplantae; Streptophyta; Magnoliopsida; Proteales; Nelumbonaceae
Cellular component (GO): nucleus
Source: RefSeq, a predicted model, not a curated record